Messenger RNA from Colossoma macropomum (tambaqui), 4366 nucleotides. RefSeq names its product VGF nerve growth factor inducible (gene vgf). The record is from RefSeq and is a predicted model, not a curated record. Gene Ontology annotation, molecular function: neuropeptide hormone activity. Lineage: Eukaryota; Metazoa; Chordata; Actinopteri; Characiformes; Serrasalmidae. The transcript has 2 exons. The coding region runs from base 244 to 2205 and encodes 653 amino acids.
CAGCGCCGUCACGAAGACGUGCUUCAACGGCGUGAACGAGCGUCUCACUUACAGAUAUUACAGAAAAAACAUUCAGACACAUUCCUCUCACAAACAAAGGAGACUUGCACACCAGUAAACAGAAUAAGUGAGUCCGGCCGCAGAGGUGCAACAGCAAAGAAGAGAAAAAAGUGCAUCGGGACCGCGUCGCGCUUGGGAUUCCGGCGCAUCACCUUCACACCUCAGCUCCUGAUCUGCACGGUCAUGCUACGCUGCCAACAAGUUUCAAGUGCCCCAAUAGCGCUUCUGUUCAUCCUCUUCAGCCUUACAUUUGAGCCCACAAACGCCAGCCCUGUGACUGAAGACAAAGAAACCCUCAGCAGUCGAUAUGGACCACCCUCUCCUGAACUUCCACAGAUUCAGUCCACCCAAGCAGGAGACGCUCAGCAAGUGGCACAGGGUGAAGAAGAAGAAGAGGAGGAUGAACUUUUCAAAGAUGUCGAUCCCAAAACCCUAGCAGCAGUGCUCCUAGAGGCUCUCAACAAGCCUCAAGGGAAGACAACGAGUGAGGAAAACAAGAAUGAGGGAGAAGAAAAGGCAGAGGAGGUGAGGGAGAUCCAGGGGGCUGAAAGAGACAGAGAUGGACAUCAGGAGCUGGAGCUGGUAAUGGCAGCUGCUGCAGCGCAAGGCAGAGAGGAGCGAGAGAGAGAGGAGGAUGAAGAGAGGAAGAGAAUAGAGGAAGAAGAAGAAAGGCUUACAGAAAAGGUGACAAGUCAUACCACUAGUCAAACAGUGCCUGUAAAAGAACCAGAGGCAGCAACAAAGGAGGUGGUGAGCAAGGAGGGGCAGCAGGAGCCAGAGCGAGGCACAGAUGGGGAGAAAGAUGAGCAGCUGAGCCCAGAGGAACUGAAGAAUCUGGAGACCAUGCUCAAGGAGUUUCAGAGCUACAGCACAGCUACAAAAAGGGAGCGCGAUUCCUCAACUGGACAGAGGGAGAGCCGUGGCAAUUACCUUGACUAUCUGGACCGAAAUGGCCUCAUGAAUAAUGAGAUCAAGCCCAAAGCCAAGGGCUAUGACUUGGCCUUGUCCAAGAAGAAGCUCAAGUGGCAGCAAGAACAGGAGAAGAACAAGAAUAGGCCAUUGUACAGGGGAGGGAACUUUAUGGAUGAUUUUAAUGACAACAUUGAAGAUCAAGUGGAGGAAAACGGAGAGGAUGAAGAAGAUGAGGAAUUGCUGAGUCCUGAAGAAGAAGAGGCUAGGGCUAAAGCUGAACAGGAGGAGGUGCGUAGACAGGCAGCCGAGGCCCAGAGAGCUAAAGCAGAAGAAGAGAAACUUGCAGAUAUUGCAUCCGACAUGCUCCUGCAGUACAUGGUCAAGCAAGAUGGGAAGAAGUACCAAGACAACAAUGCAGCAGAAGACAAACGCUCAGAAGAGGAUACCAUUGAUGACGAUGAUGACAUUGACCCACAAACUAUUGACAAGUUGAUUGAGAUCUCCAGUAAGCUGCACCUCCCUGCAGAUGAUGUGGUUGAUAUAAUCAGUGAUGUGGAGAAGAAAAAGAAAAAAGAUGCCCCUGAAAAUCUGCAAUGGCAACGGCCUCUUGUAUCUCUUCCAGCUCCUGUUGCCCCAUCUACGGUCUUAAGAACAACACCCCCAUCAAAACCACCUAAACCUAAUACAAAUCCAUUCAAAGCAUGGUUCAAAGACAGGGCUUCCGUUAAGCCCAGUAAGCAAGACUUUUGGAUCAAGCAACAGUGGCCCUUUCGGACCUACCCCUCCUACCGGUUCUACCAAAAGCCCUACAGUAGCUACUAUCCCAUCUACAUCCCUCCUCCCAAGCCUAAACCACGCUACUAUGCCAAGCCCUCCUACUCCCUUAAUGACAUCUUGGGGAAUUCAUUGGACUAUGACUUUGAUUAUUCCCUCAAACAAAGGUACCGUCCCUGGACGCAGCCUCGCCCAAGGGCUCCUCCAGCAUUCCGGCGAAACCUCUACUUCCCUAAUUACAUUGUCCCUCAUCCCCGGACUUUCCAAGCUGUACCCAUGCCCAAACCUCGGUCGCCACUGCGUCGCCGGCCUGCCUUCUAUUAUCCGUCCCCAGGUUCUGUAGUCACCAGACAAGAUGACUAUUAUAGCCAGUUGGGGCAGCCACAGCGGGACAGCGAUGAGGAGCUAGAAAACUUCAUCAAGAAAGUUUUCCUGAAAAGCCCCCAGAUGUUUCAGUGAAGAUACAGAUAGCGUAAUUAGAGAUAAGGAGGAAAAGUAGGACAGUAAGAAAGGGAACAACUGGAAGACUGUUUUUGCCACCCUACCAUAUUUUGGUUUCAUUUGCAGAAAUAUGUCUGUUGAGUCUUUCCCUUUUGAGUUCAUUUGAAUAAUUUGCCUGGAGACUGUUGACUGUUGCCGUUUUUCAGUGCUGUUCCUCACUCCAGUUGAGCUUCUGUCUUGAUCAGAAUGUAACAAGAGAUGAUGUCGAGAUCCCUCGUCACGUUCAUUUCAUCUCAUCUACGACCCCCCUCCCCUGAAAAGACUGAGAAACACUAAGAACGAUGUGAGGAAAGGUGCUUUUGUCUAUUAUGUGGGGUGCACACAGGGCUCAAAAACCCAAUUUAAAUUCCUAUCUUUCCAUACUCCGAGAAGGCCUUUCAAAAGUACAGAGAUCAAUGGGACAUCCCUUUGUAAGCCUUACCUUUAUGUUUUGAUUGUUUGUAAAGUUCUGAAACUUUUUUUAAAAACAUUUUUUCAUUUCAUUAUGAAAUAGAACAACAGCAAAAAAAUAUUUAAAUUGCACCUUUAAAGAAUGCAUGCACCAAGAGCAUGUUUACUCAACUUCGUGAAACUCAAGUCAGUCACGCUGAAGUCUUAGAAUCAGAAAUCAGUGCCAUACUGUUUGGAAGUGUUCGGCUUUGGUUCAUCCUACCGAACAAACAUACUGAGUCUUAACUGUACCUAGAAGUAUUCUGCUUAAGCAUUUAACAUGUGUGUGAUCAUGUGUAAUAAGAACACACUCAGUCCUGUACAUAGAAUUAGUUACUGUCUGCUGUCUGACUUUUUUUUCCCCUUUCAACGUGUUUUUUAAAUAGUUUUUCUACGCAAAAGACUGAAAGAUGGUGCAAAGAACGCUCAUACAUUCCGAGUAUUUCUAAGAAAAAAAAGCUAUUUCAUAGGAGCUCUUGUGUAUACAGUUAUUUAUUGCCUUAUUAAGACACUCUCCCUUUUGAGACAGCAUUUUUGUCAUUGUUGGGUUGGCAGGUUCGAUACUGGUCACCAGGAUUUUCAUAUAAAAAUGGAGCAACAAAACUUUGGUCAGAUUUAAGCAGUUUAACUGUAAAACAGAUGAAUGAGGCAUGAAUAUAAAGUUACCUCGAUACUUUCCCAAUGACCUAUCUCUGUUCCUAAUUCCAUUCAGCGACUAAUGUCUACGGGAUAUAUGAAUGAGGUAUUGUCUGUUGGACAUUUUGUCUAUGAAAACAACUGAACAAUCUGCACAAAAGAGAUUUCUGAGUCAAUGAAAGUUCUUUCAAAGCAGCACUGACAAUCUUCUAAUUGAAAUUGAUCCCAACUCACACAUCUCUUGCAGCUUUUGAUCGAUAUUUUUCCCUCACACAACAGUUCGGAGUCCAGCUGGGGCCAAAAUCACAAUGCUCAUCUGGGGAGGUCAGAUUUAAUGCUACAGGACAAAGUGUGUAAGAACACAUGAACCGCAUGAGACCAUUGAUGAUUCAUUCUUCUCACUGAACUCCUGGAACUGGGCACACUCAGAGCAAACAGUCACUCAAAGAACCUUUCAGAAAGCUUCUUAGAAGUCACCUUUUCAACUAGUUUUAAUAACAGUUCUUCAGCAAACCAUAUCUUUUUUGAAUUUCAGAGAAAGAGCUCAACAGAACAAUGUUGAGCAGAUUCAGCACCAAAAUGCUGAGUCAUGUAUCCAAAUUGUGUGAUACCUUAUCCAUCAGGACAGUGAGGGGAGAUGAAAAAGAUAGAAGACGAAAAGGGGGGGAGGUGCUUGGCAUUCUAAUUCUUUUAAGCAAUUUUUUAAAUCUGGGAAGAGACGAAAAGCUGAGGAUAGGAAAACUGACAAAAGAAAUCUGAAACAGUGGAGGAGACAAGUGUCUGCACGUUUAUGUGAACUUGCAUCUAAAAUGUGUUUCUUCUUUGAAGACAUUAUGAGCAUUCAAAAAAAGUAUAAAAAAAUUACAAAAGAUAAAUGACUAGCGUACCAUAGGAAAAAAAUGUCUUGUAUAAGGAAAAUCAGCUGUUUGUCAUUUCUAGAUGUACCUUGUACGUACCGUAAUAAACAUGCGUUUGCUGGAUGUAAAUAACCGCAUGUUGAUGGCUAGUUUUGCUACACAGAGAGAAUUAAAUAAAAUCAACUAUUUUUUAUUAA